GCCCAAACCAUUCCUUCAAUCAUCAUUCUCUUACCACUCAAAACCUUUGCGCACCCAUUCAUUACCAAACAUGGCUUCGGAGAAAAGCAAGAUUCUGGUGAUCGGCGGAACUGGUUACAUCGGAAAAUUCAUUGUAGCAGCGAGCGCCAAAGCUGGCCAUACCACAUUCGCUCUGGUUAGAGAAGCAACUCUCUCCGAUCCCGUCAAGGGCAAAACCGUCCAGAGUUUCCAAGAUCUCGGCGUCACAAUACUACACGGAGAUUUGAAUGAUCACGAAAGCUUAGUAAAGGCCAUUAAACAGGUCGAUGUGGUUAUAUCGACCGUUGGGAGCUUGCAAAUCUUGGAUCAAACCAAGAUCAUUUCCGCCAUUAAAGAAGCUGGUAACGUCAAGAGAUUCUUGCCGUCUGAGUUUGGGACAGACGUGGACAGGACAAGUGCGGUUGAGCCAGCGAAAUCGGCUUUUGCAGGAAAGAUACAGAUCAGGAGAGCCAUCGAAGCGGAAGGAAUACCAUACACGUACGCUGUUACCGGUUGCUUUGCCGGUUACUACUUGCCUACAUUGGUUCAGUUUGAACCUGGUCUCACUUCUCCUCCUAGAGACAAAGUCACCAUUCUUGGCGAUGGAAAUGCCAAAGCUGUGAUCAACAAAGAGGAAGAUAUUGCUGCUUACACGAUCAAGGCUGUGGAUGAUCCUAGGACUCUGAACAAAAUUCUCUACAUUAAGCCUCCUAACAAUACUUUAUCUAUGAACGAAAUUGUCACCUUGUGGGAGAAAAAGAUCGGCAAGUCUCUCGAGAAGACUCACAUUCCAGAUGAACAAAUACUUAAAAGCAUCCAAGAGUCUCCGGUUCCCAUCAAUGUUGUUCUGUCGAUAAACCACGCGGUGUUUGUGAAAGGAGAUCAGACCAAUUUCACUAUAGAGCCUUCCUUUGGUGUGGAAGCCUCUGACCUUUACCCUAAUGUCAAGUACACGAGUGUUGACGAGUAUCUCAGUUACUUCGUUUGAUGAAUUUCAUAAAAACACGUAAUUUACCACCAUGACGCGCUUGUUUCAUGUUUGUAUAUCAAUAAAAGACUGGUUCUUGU
Arabidopsis arenosa is the source of this 1086-nucleotide messenger RNA. NCBI's taxonomy places the organism in Eukaryota, Viridiplantae, Streptophyta, Magnoliopsida, Brassicales, Brassicaceae. The record is from the annotation of a GenBank genome assembly.